AUGGCUUCUACAGCCAGUAAAGUUGGCGAAGGCCUAGCAAAAGUGUUCGGCAUCGACUUGCACUACCGGAAUGAAACUGGCUCGGAACGCAUAACUCGAGGCGAAAGCGUCUUCACCAUCGACUCCGCAGACACCUAUGUUGAGGAAGAACCUACCGCGAAAGAAUGGAUCAAAGACACUCUUCCCAGUGGUCACGAGCUGAGAGAGUACUGCUCCAGCUUGUUUCCGUUCCUUUCCUGGAUAGGCCGAUACAACGUACAAUGGUUGAUCGGAGAUCUUGUUGCUGGUAUCACUGUGGGCGCUGUUGUAGUUCCUCAGGGUAUGGCCUAUGCGAAGCUCGCUGAGCUUCCAGUCGAAUUCGGAUUGUACUCUUCCUUCAUGGGUGUACUCAUUUACUGGUUCUUCGCUACCUCGAAGGACAUUACCAUUGGACCCGUUGCCGUUCUAUCCACAGUCACGGGCGGUGUCGUGCUGUCUGCAGAAGAGAAACUUGCUGGCCAAGACAUCUCACGAGACAUGAUCGCGUCCGCCUUGGCCAUCAUUGCCGGAUCAAUCGUUCUCUUCUUGGGUCUUGUCCGCAUGGGUUGGAUUGUGGACCUCAUCUCACUGCCUGCUAUCUCGGCUUUCAUGACCGGCUCUGCCCUCAGUAUCGCUGCUGGCCAGUUCCCUGCCAUGAUGGGUAUCACGGGAUUCUCGACUAGGGACCCCACGUACAAAGUGGUCAUCAACUCGCUGAAGUACCUUGGACGAACCGAUCUCAACGCAUCAUUCGGCCUGACCUGCCUGUUCCUCCUAUAUGCGAUCCGGUUUACCUGCGGUCAGCUAGCAAAGCGCUUCCCCACCCGCGCCAAGCUGUUCUUCUUCAUCAACACUCUGCGAACAGUGUUCGUCAUUUUGCUGUAUAUCCUAUUCAGCUAUCUGGCAAACCGAGAGCACAGGGCCAACGGAACUAAGCCGAUUAUCAAAACCCUUGGAACUGUUCCACGAGGCUUCCAACACGCGCGCGUGCCCAAGAUUACGAUCCCCAUCAUCAAGUCCUUCGCGACCGAACUCCCAUCGACAGUCAUCGUCCUCCUCAUCGAGCACAUAUCCAUCGCCAAGUCUUUCGGACGUGUGAACAACUACGUUAUCAACCCGUCGCAAGAACUCGUAGCCAUUGGUGUUUCCAACUGCCUCGGUCCCUUCCUAGGAGCAUACCCCGCGACUGGUUCUUUCUCACGUACUGCCAUCAAGUCCAAGGCUGGUGUGCGCACGCCUUUUGCAGGUGUCAUCACAGCCGCCGUAGUGCUACUCGCCAUCUACGCACUCCCAGCUAUGUUUUGGUACAUUCCCAACGCAGCGCUAUCGGCAGUCAUUAUCCACGCAGUGCUGGACUUGAUUACCCCGCCAAACACUGUAUACCAAUUCUGGAGGAUCUCACCGCUUGAAGUUAUCAUCUUCUUCGUUGGUGUUCUCGUCACUGUCUUCUCCAGCAUUGAGAAUGGUAUCUUCGUCACGGUGUCAGUUUCAGCAGGCAUGUUUGCUUUCCGCCUCUUCAAGGCCAAGGGCCGCUUCAUGGGUAGGGCCAAGAUUCACUCCGUCAUUGGCGACCAUCUGCUGGACCCAACCGAAGAAGACAAGAUGUCGCCGCCUGGUAUUCGGCAAAAGCCCUCGGAGGGAGAGCACUCUGUUCGUGAAGUCUUCCUACCCAUCGAUCACAAAGACGGAUCCAACCCAAGCAUUCAGCUGGAAGACCCUUACCCAGGUAUCUUCAUCUACCGAUUCAGCGAAGGCUUCAACUACCCCAACGCAAACCACUACCUCGACCAGCUCACCGACAUCAUCUUUGCGAAGACGCGCCGUACAAACCAAGCGACCUACAACAGACCGGGAGACCGCCCAUGGAACGACCCUGGCCCUCGCCGUGGCAAAGAUACUCAAAUUACCGACGACCGACCCACGCUCAAGGCCAUCAUCCUCGAUUUCUCCUCAGUUAACAAUGUCGACCUUACUUCAAUUCAGAACCUGAUCGACGUAAGAAACCAGCUCGACAAGUACGCGGCUCCAGACACCGUCGACUGGCACUUCUGCAACAUCAAUAACCGCUGGACCAAGCGCUCGCUCGCAGCCGCCGGCUUCGGCUACUACACUCCUGAAAUGCCCGAUAGCGGCAUCACCCACCGAUGGAAACCGAUUUUCAGCGUCGCCGAAAUCGGCGGCUCCGACUCUGCUGCCGCGGAAGCAGAAGCACGCGAGAACCUCCUCGCACAACGUACAUUAUCGCAAGUACGAAGUCGCGAUAUUGAGGCUGCGCAUCCCGACUCGGGCGAUAGCUCCGAGACGGGUAGCAUCACCAAGCAGCUGGAGCACAGCAAGGCGUAUGGACAUGCCGAUGCGCAGGAUGCUAGGCAUAGGGGCCGGAUAGCGGUUGUUCAAGGGCUGAACAGGCCGCUGUUCCAUGUGGAUGUUACGGCUGCGCUUAACAGUGCAUUGGCUAAUGCGCAGAGGAAGAGUCACUAA
Alternaria conjuncta is the source of this 2499-nucleotide messenger RNA. RefSeq lists its product as uncharacterized. The transcript is spliced from 3 exons. The coding region runs from base 1 to 2499 and encodes 832 amino acids. Gene Ontology annotation, cellular component: membrane. The record is from RefSeq and is a predicted model, not a curated record. Lineage: Eukaryota; Fungi; Ascomycota; Dothideomycetes; Pleosporales; Pleosporaceae. Gene Ontology annotation, biological process: transmembrane transport. Gene Ontology annotation, molecular function: secondary active sulfate transmembrane transporter activity.